Messenger RNA from Betta splendens (Siamese fighting fish), 4188 nucleotides. RefSeq names its product protein unc-93 homolog A-like. The transcript is spliced from 9 exons. The record is from RefSeq and is a predicted model, not a curated record. NCBI's taxonomy places the organism in Eukaryota, Metazoa, Chordata, Actinopteri, Anabantiformes, Osphronemidae. The coding region runs from base 2274 to 3767 and encodes 497 amino acids.
UGUUACAGAGAUCAGUUCAGAACUGAGACUGAAAGAGCAGAAACAAUGAUUUAAUCUGAAUGAACGUUUCUGUCUGUUCAUCAUCACAGUUACAGGUACACACAAGGAAGUAUGGGGAAUUAAAAAUAAAAAGGUCACAGAUACACACACACACACACACACACACAUUCACAUCAAAAUUACUAGCUAACUAUUACAAGAUUGAAGGUCAACCCUUACAGAGAAGGAGCAGUUGUACAGGCUGAUGGCACCGGUAGGAAGGUUCUCCAGUGGCGUUCUGUGGAGAACCUAAUACUGAUCAGCUGUGGCUGAAGGUGCUCCUCUGUCCAGCCACACACUGUGUGGGGGUGGAGGUGUUGUCUAUAGAGAGGAGUUGGACCAGCAUCCUCCUCUCAGCUACAGCAUGUAGGGGUCCAGCUCCACCUCAGAACAGAACCAGCCCUCCUGAUCACUUUGUCCAGUCUGUUACUGUCUGCUACAUUCAUGCUACGUUAAAGGACCUGAGCCUCCUCAGGAAGAACAUCCUUCUGGUUCACAGCUGAGGAGUCCUUUUUCUAGUCCAGUUUAUUGUUCACUCCCAGGUAUUUGUACUCUUUUACCACCUCCACCUCUUCAUUUUAAAUAGUGAGAGCGGUGACAGCACUCACAGAUUUCCUAAACUCCAUCACCAGCUCCUUAGUUUUACUGAUGUUCAGUUGAAAGUGGUUCUGUCCACAUGUCCACAAAGCUGUCCACCACUCCGUGAUACUCUGUGACAUCACCACCCUGGAUACCUCCUACAAUAGCAGAGUCACCAGAGAAGUUCUGGAGAUGACAGGACUCUGAGUUGGACCUGAAGUGUGAGGUGUACAGGGUGAAGAGGAAGGAGACAGGACUGAUUCCAGUACUGUACAAUAUGUGUGUGUUGGGCCAGAGCGUCCAAACUGAAUCAUAUCAGAGGAGGAUGAGCAAACAGUUACAGUCACUGUUUAUAAAUGAAGAGCUCAGCUGUUUUAUCAAAACUGAUAAAACCCAACAACAGGGUGGAGACGUCUAUAAACGUCUGCUCGCUCUGCGUGGAACCAAUGUGGUUUUUAUAGAGUUGGUGAACGUGAUCAGUUACGACUUUACCACUUUACUUGUCAUCCAGACCAAACUCACAUGCUUCUACAUGCGUUUCUCAGAGUUACUGUGUCUGUGACAGCACGUCUGACUCCACGUGUGAUAACUCUCAAAAGGAAGACAGAAAAAGGUCACUGUCAUUGAUAGCUUGAAAACAAUGUAGCUGCUCUGAAAGGUGCAGUCGUCAUUAUGACCCGUAAGAGACUCCAGAACCAGCUGAUCUGAGAGAGCCCAGAGCCUCUGUCAUAGUUCUGUUAAGACCUUCCAGCUAGAAUCCAACCCUCUACAUACUGUACCUCAUCCAGUCCACUUGUACUAAAUUGGGUUAAAUACUGUAUCUUUAAACUUUUUCCAAACGGUUCUGAGAAUGAAUGGAUGGAAGUUUUGUGAUGCUUCUAUGUGUCACUGAGAUUCAGAAAUGGAGAACCUGUCAUCACUACACUACAAACACCUUCAUUAGAGUCUAAACCAGGAUUGUUGGGACUCAAAUGACAUAAAACACAAAACACUUUGAAGAAGCUGUCUGUGGAUCAGUGAACUCUUCAGCUGCUCUGAAGGUCAUUAAUCUCAUUUUAUGACCCUUCACAACCAAACAUCUGUCUAACCAAGAAUCCUAUCAUCUGAUAAACAGAAGAGAACAACUUGGUUUAAGACUAAGAGUCUUAAACUAAGACUAAGUUUAAGAGGCUCAGUCCUAAAUGAAUUCUGUGUGUGUUUAACCUUUAAAGGUGAGCAGUCCACUCGUCACCAGCUCUGUCACAGUAACAGAUCUGUUACCCAGCAGGAACGCUGGGCCUUAUCUCAAAGUAUCUGAUUAAUGGCCAUAAAGAUUCAUCCUUCCAACAGGUCACCAGAAUUCCUGAACGAUGUACAGCCCUAGUGCAUUAUUUAGGUCAGCUGCAGACAAAGAUUUGCAGCUGUUAGGUCCUUAGGGACAUUAUGUCAUGCAUUACAAAGCAGAUCUGCUUAAAGUUCAACACGGGUCGGAUGUGACUUCAGACAGUUCAGGCCUAUUUCUCCAACAAGUGUCACUGUUAAAGAACAGACGCUCCAGUAACAUAAACAACCUGUUCUGGGUGUCGGUGCAGCUAUUGUAUGUAUGACCUCCCAAUGAUGGAUGAGCCUCAGGUUAAAGAGCAGAAACAGGCCAAUGAGUCAGAAGGAGGAGGAGGAUGAGGAGGCGGAGGAGGGGGACGACGAGGACGAGGAAGAGGAGGGCCCCGAGCAGCUGGGUGACACCGUAUGUGGAUCUGAAGGGAGCAGCCAUGAUCAGCCGAAACUUCAAGAACGUGUUGGUGGUGUCCAUCGGGUUCCUCUCUCUGUUCACGGCUUAUGGAGGCCUGCAGAGUCUACAGAGCAGUCUGAACGCAGAGGAGGGGAUGGGUGUGGCCUCCCUGAGCGUCAUCUACGCCUCCAUCAUCAUCUCCUCCAUGUUUCUUCCUCCCAUCAUGAUCAAAAACCUGGGCUGUAAAUGGACCAUCGUGGUGGGCAUGGCCUGCUACGUCUCCUACUCCAUCGGGAACUUCUUCCCAGGAUGGUACACCCUCAUCCCCACCUCGGUGAUCCUGGGGCUGGGUGGCUCUCCCCUGUGGUCAGCAAAGUGCACAUACCUGACCAUUGUUGGGAACAUACAGGCGGCCAGGGACGGCAAGAAGGGCUCCGACGUCAUCAACCAGUACUUCGGCAUCUUCUUCUUCAUCUUUCAGUCGUCGGCCGUGUGGGGAAACCUCAUGUCGUCGCUCAUCUUCGGACAGGACACCAAAAUAGCUGACAUCCCAGAGGAGCAGCUGAGGACGUGUGGAGCAGCUGACUGCGGCCUCAACGUCACCUCCAACGCCAACGGCACCACCAGACCUGAGCAGCAGCUGGAGUGGACGCUGGUCGGCAGCUACAUUGGUGUGGGCCUGCUCGCCAUCCUCAUCGUGGCGGUGUUUCUGGACAACAUCGACCAGGAGCAGACCAGUCACUUCCGUGGGAACCGGGAGCCGUUAUGCAACACGUUCCUGGCCACGUUCCGGCUGCUGAAGGACUGGCGUCUGGUGACCCUCAUCCCUCUCACCAUGUACAGCGGUUUUGAGCAGAGCUUCCUGUCUGGAGAAUACACAAAGAAUUACGUGACCUGUGCUUUAGGGAUCCACUACAUUGGAUUCGUGAUGAUGUGCUUCGGAGCAUCCAACUCUGUUUGUUCGUUCAUCUUCGGGAGACUUGCUCGUUACACGGGCAGAGCUGCUCUCUUCUUCUUUGGUGCGCUGAUCAACGUCUCCUGCAUCAUCGCUUUGCGGUUCUGGAGGCCUCAUCCGGACCAGCUGCCCGUCUUCUUCGUGUUCCCCGCUCUGUGGGGAAUGGCCGACGCCAUCUGGCAAACUCAGACCAAUGCUCUUUAUGGCGUCCUCUUCCCCCGGGACAAAGAAGCAGCCUUUGCCAACUACCGCAUGUGGGAGUCCCUGGGCUUCGUCAUCGCCUUCGCCUACAGCACCUUCUUGUGCCUGGAGUAUAAACUGUACAUCGUCCUGGCUGUUCUGCUGCUCAGUGCCGUCACCUACCCCAUCGUGGAGUACCAUGAACACAAGAACCCCACGCCGCCCAUAGAACAGGACACCCACCAGGCUCACAAGGAAGUCAUUGAAGCCGAUGGAAAAGUGAUCAUUAACCAGACACAGAUGUAAGACGUUUAGCUCCUGGCCUGGUGCUACACUAGGCUGCCAAUCAGCUGAUACUGAGGCACUGAGGAGAGGUCAACACACCGACUGCACCCUUUACUGUAACACUGUGGCCCAAACAAACUGGAACUGCAUUUUCUGCCUCAGUGGGACUUUUACAUCCACUUCUGUUUUUAUCUUUUCUAUUCAAUUAGGGCAAAUGUGUCUGUAUUUGAAAAAGCACUUUAUGUACUUUAUAUAUCAAUGCAAUUAUUUACCUCAUAAUAUAAAAUGAAAAAAUAAAGUGCAGAAUAAAUAUGUGAAAAGGUUCAGGGUUUGUCACCACUUCAGUUCAUCUGAUUUGGAUUCUGACGCCACUAGGUGACGCCCUUUCCUUUGGAGCGGGAUCUCCCAGUAUUUGUAACUGGUCCCUGUGCAGUUCCACUAA